AUGGGACAGACAAUUUCAUCUGCUUUAUCUGGUGGUAUUUCAUCAAAUAAGAGAGCUAGAGACGAGGAUUCCAAUGAUACUUUUCCCAGCUCAAACGACUCAAAGAGAGUUAAAGUGGACGAUGACGGCGACGACGAUAGCAAUGGAGCAGUAGAUAACGUGAAUUAUAAGGCUGAUAAAGAUGACAAGGAAGACGGCGAAAUUUCUGAGUCUGAGGAUGCUAAGCCUGUUAAUAUAUUACAAGAACGAUUAGAUAAAUUGAAAUGGCAGUCAAAGCAAGCUUCACAGCAUUCAGUUGGACAUAAUCCACAGGUGCAGUUGGGCGUACAGGUAGGGGCAGACGCAGGGGCACAGGCAGUAGCACAACCACAACCAUAUGUACAGCCACAGCCACUUCCAAAUCCUCAACACCUCCCACACUCUCACUCUCACUCUACGAGAUAUCCUUACAAUACCAAUCUCCCUAAUGUACCUUUCACAAAUUACGACGUAGAACUGGUUAAAAGUGGUCUAAUUAAUGGCUUGUCUUUUGAAUUUCUACAACAAGAAGGCGUUGAUAUCAAUUUACUCAACUACUCUGCAUCUUUGAUCCAUUCAACCCCUUCAAACACCCUAGAAGCAGGCCAAAGCACGCGUAAACCUCCAAAGAAAGGUGUAAAUUUGGAAAUAUUCAACCAGAACAAGCAACUCUUCCAAAGAGAUCCAAAGACCCUUACGAAAGCUGAGAGGAAGGAGAGAAAGAGAAUUGCAAGGUUAACAAAGAACAAAGUAAAAGACGAGAGCGACAAGAGGAAGAAUAAAAGGCAAACUCAGGCAAAACCAUCGACUUCAAAAUCAUCAGCUGAUGAAUUUUUGAAUAGCCUCGCACUCUCACCUCACAGCCAAUCUGCCACAUCUGCCACAUCUGCCAGCUUAGUUGAACCUCCUUCACAAACGUUUAACGCAUCACAGAAACCGCACAAUAUACAAACACACACACACUCAAGCAAAACACCAUAUUUGAGAUCUAAACCAACUGAAAUAAUAAUCACCCCAAGUGAUGAUGAUGAUGAUGAUGAUGAUGAGUUUGAGAAUGUUGAUGACACUUCCAAAAAUCUCGACUCAACACGCUCCAUGGAAAAGAUUCCUGAGUGGGUUGUUGGUAGAUUAGCUCCUAUUGCUUCAACUAGCACUCCUACACCUCCACCUCCACCCAUGUCUCUAUCUCAAAGAGCAGCACAGGGCGAUGUUAAAGCUCAAAAUGAACUCAAGAGGAAGGAGAAUGAAAUAUACGAAAUGCAAUUAAAGAUCAAGCAGAUGGAAAUCAAGAGAGAGAAGCAGAAACUGGAAGCUAUGAUGAUGGGAAGGAUGAAAGGAGGUGUUGGCAGUAGUAUCAGUACAAAGAAUACAUCAAGUAAUACUGGGAACAAUUUCAACGAUGAUACCACGAUAACUACGAGCACAUACACUCAAGUGGAAAGUUUUGCGCAAGAAAAACUGAUUGAGACUAAGAAAACCAAGGAAACCAAGGAAACUAUUGAGGUUGAGCGUUUGGGGGGUGCUGAGGAUGUCGUUGAAGAGCCAACUGACGAUGCUGGUGACGAUACUCUUAAUAUUAAGAACCUCGAGGAUGCCCCAGACGCUCAAGAAGCCUUUGAAAUGUCAAGUAGUUUCCAAGACGGUGGUAAUAAACCUGUUUAA
Molecule: messenger RNA, 1680 nt
Organism: Wallemia ichthyophaga EXF-994
Lineage: Eukaryota; Fungi; Basidiomycota; Wallemiomycetes; Wallemiales; Wallemiaceae
Exons: 2
Coding region: 1-1680 (559 amino acids)
Source: RefSeq, a predicted model, not a curated record